Messenger RNA from Paracoccidioides brasiliensis Pb18, 1566 nucleotides. Its product is annotated as 2,3-bisphosphoglycerate-independent phosphoglycerate mutase. Gene Ontology annotation, biological process: glucose catabolic process. Gene Ontology annotation, molecular function: manganese ion binding. Gene Ontology annotation, cellular component: cytoplasm. The record is from RefSeq and is a predicted model, not a curated record. The transcript has 4 exons. The coding region runs from base 1 to 1566 and encodes 521 amino acids.
AUGGUAAAGGUCGACCACAAGGCAGUUUUGAUUGUUAUUGACGGCUGGGGUAUUCCUGGCCCCGACUCCCCUCCCGAUGGAGAUUCUAUCGCAGCCGCCGAUACCCCUACUAUGUCUGGAUUCAAGGAGCCGAAUUCUAAGACUGCACAAGGCUAUACCGAGCUCGAUGCCUCAUCCCUUGCUGUCGGUCUACCCGAGGGACUCAUGGGAAACAGUGAAGUGGGCCAUUUGAACAUUGGAGCUGGCCGCGUGGUCUGGCAAGAUGUCGUCCGCAUCGACCAAGCCUUGAAAAAGGGGGAGAUGAACAAAACCGAGAACAUUGUCAAAUCAUUCAGGAGGGCCAAAGAUGGUAAUGGACGAUUGCAUCUUCUUGGUCUCGUAUCUGAUGGCGGUGUCCAUUCGCACAUCAACCAUCUGUUCGGUCUGCUUCAGGUGGCUAAGGAAUUGCAGGUUCCUAAGGUUUAUAUACACUUCUUUGGCGAUGGACGGGAUACGGAUCCCAAGAGUGCGGCUGGAUAUAUGCAACAAUUGCUUGAUAAGACGAAGGAAUUGGGAGUGGGUGAGGUGGCGACGGUCGUGGGGAGAUACUAUGCUAUGGAUCGAGAUAAGAGGUGGGAUCGUAUCGAGGUUGCUAUGGAGGGUCUAGUCACGGGUAAAGAGGGUGAGGAGUCCACGGAUCCCGUUAACACGAUUGAGAAAAGAUAUGAGAAAGGGGAGAAUGAUGAGUUCUUGAAACCAAUUAUUGUAGGUGGCCAGGAGAGGAGGAUCCAAGACAACGACACGCUCUUCUUCUUCAACUACCGCUCCGACCGUGUACGAGAAAUAACGCAGCUAUUGGGAAACGUCGACCGUUCACCCAAACCCAACUUCCCUUACCCGAAGAACAUCUCCAUUACCACCAUGACCAUGUACAAAACAGAAUAUAACUUCCCCACCGCUUUCCCUCCACAGCACAUGGGCAAUGUUCUCGCGGAGUGGCUGUCCAAGAAGGGCCUCAAGCAAUGCCACGUUGCUGAGACGGAGAAAUACGCCCAUGUCACCUUCUUCUUUAAUGGGGGUGUUGAGAAACAGUUCCAUGGCGAGGAGCGGGAUAUGAUACCAUCCCCCAAAGUAGCUACCUAUGAUCUUGAUCCUAAGAUGAGUGCCGCUCCCGUGGCAGAGAAAUUGGCCGAGCGAAUCUCGGAUAAUAAGUUUGAGUUCCUGAUGAACAACUUCGCGCCGCCGGACAUGGUCGGCCAUACUGGGGUGUAUGAAGCUGCCAUUCAGGCCGUAACUGCGACGGAUAAAGCUAUUGAGAGAGUUUACCAGGCUUGCAAGGAAAAUGGAUAUGUCCUCUUUGUCACAGCUGACCAUGGAAAUGCCGAAGAAAUGAAGAACGCCGAAGGGACACCCAAGACAUCGCAUACAACCAACAAAGUCCCCUUUGUCAUGGCCAAUGCCCCCGAGGGAUGGAGCCUCAAGAAGUCCGGUGGUGUGUUAGGUGAUGUUGCGCCUACCAUCCUUGCGGCAAUGGGAAUCGAACAACCUGAAGAAAUGAGCGGAACUAGUCUGCUGAUCAAAGGAUAG